This is a messenger RNA of Meloidogyne enterolobii, 935 nucleotides long. The record is from the annotation of a GenBank genome assembly. NCBI's taxonomy places the organism in Eukaryota, Metazoa, Nematoda, Chromadorea, Rhabditida, Meloidogynidae.
UUUUGCUGCGCGUAUUCAGUCUAAAAAUGGAUUUAAUUGUGUCUACAGCUGGUGGUAGUAUUCAAAGUGUUUCUGGUGUGAAUGAGAAUACAACAUGUGCUCAAAUCGUUUAUGUAUUGGCGCAUGCAAGACAACAAAAAGGCAGAUUUACAUUGAUAGCACGAUUGAAUGGAUCUGAUGAGCAUCGAUUCACGCCGGAUGAACGACCUUAUGAAUUUAUAAUGGAAUGUAAUGAACAAGGAGUUCAGCCCGAAUUUGAAUUGCUUAAAUUGGAUAUUGAAAAAGGUGAUGGAGUACAUUCAUCUAAUUUGGAGUCGUGCACACCGAAUAUGCUUUCAACAAAUUCUUCAACAACUAGUGUUGAUGCUAUGCUUUCUAAUAAUGUCGAUCAUUGUCAAAAUCGCCCGGAUCCUCCAGAUUAUAAUGUCUUGAUGGCUGGGCGUUGUAAUUCACUUCGCUGGAAUAAUAUGAACAACAGGAAAACUUAUACUCCGUUAACUUUUUUGAACAUCCCCAAUUUUUGUCUACACGAUUUAUAUACUCAUAAAUUUACUUGGAAUGAUUUGGAGGCUUUGAUCGAUAUUCAAGAGAGAACACUCGCUGCACAAAAAACAGAAUUGGUACGAGUUGAAUUGACAUUGCUUGAUUCAAAAGAACGUGAAUUAAUUCAGCUGAGGAAGCAGCACAAUAAUUUGCAAUCUGUUCUCGAAUCUCUUCGUAAUGCUGAAUGGCCUAAAUGUGUAGAGACUGAAAGCGCGGAGGCUGAACGUCUGAAUACAACGAUUGCAGCUAUGCGUACAGCUGUCGCUGAAAAGAAUAGGGAAUUGGUUGAGGCAUUGAAUUUACAACAAACAUUGGAACGUCAACUGGCAAGUGAACAAAGCCGUGCUGCAAAAGUUGAAGAAAUACAUUCUGUUUUAGAACAUGAGGAUUAA